AUGCCCAGCGCCACGGGAUCGAACUGGGAGAAGUACCAGAAGAACUUCGCGGACGAUGAGGAGCCCGAGAAGAAGAUCACACCUCUUUCAGAUGAUGACAUCGCCGUACUCAAGACCUACGGCGCCGCUCCCUACGCAAACGCGCUCAAGAAGCUAGAGAAGGACAUCAGGGACAAGCAAGCAAGCGUCAAUGAGAAGAUCGGUGUGAAGGAAUCCGACACCGGCCUCGCACCUCCACACCUUUGGGAUGUCGCCGCCGACCGACAACGGAUGGCCGAGGAACAGCCACUGCAGGUAGCUCGAUGCACAAAGAUUAUUCAGGAUGAGAAGGACUCGGACAAGAGCAAAUAUGUCAUCAACGUCAAACAGAUUGCCAAGUUCGUCGUCAACUUAGGGGAGCGUGUCAGUCCGACAGAUAUUGAGGAAGGCAUGCGAGUCGGUGUCGACCGGAAUAAGUACCAGAUCAUGCUACCACUCCCGCCCAAGAUCGAUCCCAGCGUGACGAUGAUGACGGUCGAAGAUAAGCCAGAUGUUACAUACGGUGAUGUGGGUGGAUGCAAGGAGCAGAUUGAGAAGCUACGAGAGGUUGUGGAGAUGCCAUUGCUAUCACCAGAGCGGUUCGUGAAUCUGGGUAUUGAUCCGCCCAAGGGCGCUUUGCUCUACGGCCCUCCUGGUACUGGUAAAACUCUCUGUGCUCGUGCUGUGGCCAAUCGAACGGAUGCGACCUUCAUCCGUGUGAUUGGUAGCGAGUUGGUCCAGAAGUACGUUGGCGAGGGAGCUCGGAUGGUCCGUGAGCUGUUCGAGAUGGCGCGCACAAAGAAGGCCUGCAUCAUUUUCUUUGACGAGAUUGAUGCCGUCGGUGGUGCUCGAUUUGAUGAUGGCGCCGGUGGUGACAACGAAGUCCAGCGUACCAUGCUGGAGCUGAUUACCCAGCUGGACGGCUUCGACGCCCGUGGUAAUAUUAAGGUCAUGUUCGCCACUAACCGCCCGUCUACAUUGGACCCGGCGCUGAUGCGCCCUGGCCGUAUUGACCGCAAGAUUGAAUUCUCUCUCCCCGACGUCGAGGGUCGUGCAAACAUUCUGCGCAUCCACGCCAAGAGCAUGUCUGUCGAGCGUGAUAUUCGGUGGGAGUUGAUCUCCCGCUUGUGCCCCAACGCAACAGGUGCAGAGCUGCGCAGUGUGGCGACCGAGGCUGGCAUGUUUGCCAUUCGGGCGCGGAGAAAGGUGGCAACAGAGAAGGACUUCUUGGCAUCAGUGGAAAAGGUCAUCAAGGGCAACCUUAAGUUCAACUCCACGGCAACCUACAUGCAGUAUAACUAG
Molecule: messenger RNA, 1320 nt
Organism: Penicillium canariense
Lineage: Eukaryota; Fungi; Ascomycota; Eurotiomycetes; Eurotiales; Aspergillaceae
Gene: rpt1
Product: proteasome regulatory particle base subunit RPT1
Exons: 4
Coding region: 1-1320 (439 amino acids)
Biological process (GO): proteasome-mediated ubiquitin-dependent protein catabolic process
Cellular component (GO): proteasome regulatory particle, base subcomplex
Molecular function (GO): proteasome-activating activity; ATP hydrolysis activity; ATP binding
Source: RefSeq, a predicted model, not a curated record